AUGCUAGUCAACAUAUCGUUUGUAGAGGCAUUAGAACAAAUACCUGGAUAUACAAAAUUUAUGAAGGAUUUGAACACCAAGAAGAGAGAAGUCAGUUAUGAGCCAAUUGAUAAUGUUCAUCAUUGUAGUAUUUUAGCUACUAGAUCAUUGGUGGAGAAGAAGAAGGAUCCUGGUUCUUUUGCUAUACCCUGCACCAUUGGAUCUUUCAACUUUGGAUAUUCUUUAUGUGAUUUGGGUGUUAGUAUCAACCUUAUGCCGUUUGUAGUAUUCAAGAAGUUGGGUUUAGGAGCUCCAACACCUACCACCAUGAGACUAGUAAUGGUAGACGGGACGGUGAAAAAGCCAAUUUGUAUUUUAUAUGAUGUAUUGGUAAAAGUUGCUUCUUUAAUUUUUCCUGCUUAUUUUAUGAUCUUAGAUUGUGAAGUGGAUUUACAAGUCCCAAUUAUUCUGGGAAGACCAUUUUUGUCCAUAGGCAGAACAUUGAUUAAUUUGGAGCUGGGGCAUCUGAUGUUGAGAUUGAAUGAUGAACAGGUGAUAUUCAAUGUAUUUACUCUUUUGAAUGAUGGUUUUGAUGUGGUUGUUCUUGUUGAAGAGAGACUAGGUGUUAAAGCACUUGCAGUUGUGAUCAUGAAUUUUGAUUCUGAGGGUAUUGAGGAAUAUAAGGAAAUAGUGAGUACAUUGCAUGGAAAGGUUUCUUAUGAUUUUGCACCAAAGAAUCUUGAUUUAGAUCUGAAGAAUAGAACAACUCCACUUGCUUGGCCAUUCAUUGAGGAGCCACCUGUGUUAGGGUUGAAGGCCCUUCUAUUUCACUUGCGAUAUGCAUUUUUAAGGGCCAACAACACUUUGACAGUCAUUAUUAUAGAUGAGACAGUCAGAAGUAGAAGUAUAAUUAUCAGUAUUGCAGAAAUUCAAGAGAUCCAUCGGAUUGUCCAUUGUAGAUAUUAUGGGUAUUCCGCUUGGUUUAUGUAG
Molecule: messenger RNA, 969 nt
Organism: Capsicum annuum
Lineage: Eukaryota; Viridiplantae; Streptophyta; Magnoliopsida; Solanales; Solanaceae
Exons: 2
Coding region: 1-969 (322 amino acids)
Source: RefSeq, a predicted model, not a curated record